AUGUGCCUUUCUGGGAGGUAUGGGAGGGCGGCCUGGACCUUGCUUGUUGCUGGUGUUUUCACCAUGGUGGGUUUUCAGUUUGGAGCUAUCCAUGCUCGCACCAACGGCAUAUGGACGUUCUGGGCCGAAGAACACGAUUCUGAACAUGGGAACGGCUUGGUCGAGAGACGGGUGGCCGUGCUGAUCAUCGGCAGUGCUCGGACACUGGUGUGGCCAGCUGUUUGCCAAAAUAUAAAAGCCAACCUCGUCGAUGGCCUGCGCCAACGCAGGAAAGGAUCUGUUCAAUGGCACGUGGAUGUCUUCUUUUUCAUUGCUUUAACGGAUGCAGGUCCCAAGGGACGCAACCUGAGCGGUCAGAGACAUGGCAUCGAUGAGUUAUCGCAGUGCAAGGACAUACUCAAGCCGGUUCACAUAGAGCUGAUGCCUGAAACCUAUCCGAUGCCAAAGCAUGAAAGCUGCUUAAGCGCGCGAGACAUGCCUAACUACUGGAACCAGACUACAUUUUGGAAUGUACCAGGUGCGUCAGAGAGAAAGUACUCUCAGUGCAGGCGUGUGGUCGAGGCCUUCACUUAUGUGGAAAAGGUCUACGAGCCCAAAGCCGGCAAACGCUAUGACGCUUGGGUCCGUGCGCGAACGGAUUCCGUGUAUCUUGCUCCGGUUCCCCCAAUGGCAGAUUUUGAUUUGCGUAAGCUGACCAGUACCAGCUUGGCAAUGAUGGACCACUGGCAUCUGGUGUCCCGAGAUUGCAAGACUGCCCUUCCGUUCAACUGCAUCAAGUGCGGCCACAGCCAGUUUGACGAAUGCUCGAAUAGACCGGAGAUUGUCAGAAGUUUCGCCGUGCAAACUGUGGUGGCAAGGGAGAAAGAUGUCGCUUGGCUCCGGAAAACGCAGGGUAUUACUCAAUUAGCAGCUCGGCCGAAGCCGCAUGAGAAGCAAGGCUACUUGUUCGUGGAGUGCGACAGGUGGGUUCAAGAAUGUGGCAGACUGGUUAACAAGACAAAGGAUGGCCAGCACACUGUGAACGGAUCUUGGCACUCCUGCGACCCAAGCCCUUGCCGAAAGAUGCAGCUGGAAUUUCUUAAAGCGGAGUUGCCUGCUGAGCGGGCGCAGUUGCUGGAGCAACGCGGUUCUGAACAUAGUCGGGUGGCCGUGCUGAUUAUCGGCAGUGCUCGGACACUGGUGUGGCCAGCUGUUUGCCAAAAUAUAAAAGCCAACCUCGUCGAUGGCCUGCGCCAACGCAGGAAAGGAUCUGUUCAAUGGCACGUGGAUGUCUUCUUUUUCAUAGCUUUGACUGAUGCAGGUCCCAAGGGACGUAACCGGAGCGGUCAGAGGCAUGGCAUUGACGAGCUGUCGCGGUGCAAAGAGAUACUCAAGCCAGUUCACAUAGAGCUGAUGCCUGAAACUUAUCCGAUGCCAAAGCAUGAAAGCUGCUUAAGCGCGCGAGACAUGCCUAACUACUGGAACCAGACUACAUUUUGGAAUGUACCAGGUGCGUCAGAGAGAAAGUACUCUCAGUGCAGGCGCGUGGUCGAGGCCUUCACUUAUGUGGAAAAGGUCUACGAGCCAAAAGCCGGCAUACGCUAUGACGCUUGGGUCCGUGCGCGAACGGAUUCCGUGUAUCUUGCUCCGGUUCCCCCAAUGGCAGAUUUUGAUUUGCGUAAGCUGACCAGUACCAGCUUGGCAAUGGUCGACCACUGGCAUCUGGUGUCCCGAGAUUGCAAGACUGCCCUUCCCUUCAACUGCAUCAAGUGCGGCCACAGCCAGUUUGACGAAUGCUCGAACAGACCGGAGAUUGUCCGAAGCUUCGCCGUGCAAGCUGUGGUGGCCAGGGAGUAUGAUGCUGCGUUUCUUAGGAAAACACAAGGUUUUACUCGAUUGACUGCUCGGCCAAAGCCGCACGAGAAGCAAGGCUACUUGUUCCUCGAGUGUCAAAGACUUAACGAGGAAUGUGCCAGACUAGUCAACAAGACGAGAGAUGGCAAGCACACUGUGAACGGAUCUUGGCACUUUUGCGACCCAAGUCCUUGCAAGAAGAUGCAGCUGGAAUUUCUCCAAGCACCGCUGCCCCUCGAUUGA
Symbiodinium necroappetens is the source of this 2076-nucleotide messenger RNA. Lineage: Eukaryota; Dinophyceae; Suessiales; Symbiodiniaceae. The record is from the annotation of a GenBank genome assembly.